UUUGUUGGCAAUUUUAUAAUUUUAUCCUUAGCCUCUUCCUAUUUGGUCAAAAAUCCAGCUUGGUCACCAGCCAUGUCACCCUCCUCCAGUUGCAAUUUAUCAAACUUCUCUUCAAGUCCCAGCGCUUCCCCACCAAAUAAUGAUUCUUCCUCUCCUCCCCCACCAACUUUUUAUACUCCCUCAACUUCCUUUUUACUCGAUGAUUAUUUACAUUAUACUAGAGAUACUUUAUCGCCGCUAAGUGCAAAUCAAGCAGCGCCUGGAGAAGUUGAGCCUGAUGAUCCAUCAGCAAUUGAUUUAUUUGAAAAUAAGGAAGAAAAGGUUACAGAAAAUGACAAUUUAUCAUUUGAAAAAGAAUUGCGGUUAAUGCAAAAAUUGGUUCACAUUGAAAUUCGUUUAAUUGCCCAUUUUUCACAUAAGGAGGAAAAGCAAAGCAUUUUUUUGAUUAAUCAAGAGGUAAUCACUCUACUUGUACAAUAUAUAAGCGAAGCCCCAGAAAUGGAUAACCGUCUGGCUAGGGCAUUGCGUCGACUUUCUUGUCAUCAAAGCGGAUUGCCUUUAUUGCUUGAAAUGAAUUUUCAACGAAUUAUUAUUUCGAGGCUUGUAAGAAGGAAUUGUUUAUUAAAUCGUUAUGCCCGCCCAUGUGGUCGUUGUGACGUGCGCCGAGAUUUUGGACGUUUACUUUUGUCUGAUCACGCUUUACUAGCUGAUUCUAGAAUGGGGGAAUAUAUUCUACUUACAACACAAAUGGACCCAACUAAAAAUCUUUUGGAUUUUAAAGAUGAAGAGAAUAGAAGAAUUUAUACAUUAAUGGCUGCAGUGAUUUUAAUUCGGCAGCCUGAACGCAGAUCUCGUUUCUUUUUAAAAUUUCGGCCAAUUGAAGCUAUUUUUGAUGUAUUUGGAGAUUUGUUGCGGAAAUGUGCGCAAAAUGAAAUUUCACUUGAAGAUGGCACUACAGAGGCCACUCUAUGUUGUGAUAUAAUAGCUACAUUAGCUUGUAUAUUCCCCCACCAACUCUUAGAAUCCUCAACAACAUCAAUUAGCAACUUUAUACCUUUAGAAGCUACAAAAAGUGACCAAAAGUGUCUUUUACUUGAAAGAAAUUUUGAAAUUUUUUCAAAAACAGAGGAAAUUCUCAAUUUUCGUAAUAGUAAAGGACAACAUUUAUUAACUGUUUUAAAAGAAGAUUUGUGCAAUUUUAAUGAAUAUUUUUCGGGAAUGUUCGGAAGCGAAUUUGUUCAAAAACUUGAAUUUAAAGACCAAUUUAUUUUUGAUUCGGAAGAGGAAAAUUGUUGCUGUUCACAAGAGGAUUUUAUUAAAUUUUUGGUAUAAUUUUGUGGUUUUUAUUCAAAGUGGUACCCUUG
Molecule: messenger RNA, 1364 nt
Organism: Meloidogyne enterolobii
Lineage: Eukaryota; Metazoa; Nematoda; Chromadorea; Rhabditida; Meloidogynidae
Source: the annotation of a GenBank genome assembly